AUGGAUUUUGUUAAACCUUUUAUCCCUCAACUUCAAGAAUGGACUGGAUUAAACUUUAAAGAGAUUUUAUUUGAUUCUAAUAUUCAUGAAAUGAAUGCACAAACAAUUAAUUCUAAAAUUGUAUAUCAUCGUUGUAUUUGUUAUAUUGUUCAAUCAGGAGAAUAUGUGUUUGGUUCAUUUAUUGGUGAAACUGUUCCUUAUGCUGAAGAAAAAAUGUCUAAUGCAAUAGAAAAUGAUUGGAAACAUUUUAUUUUUACUUUAAAUAACCCACAACAUCAAAUCAUUAAAAUUGAACCUCAAUACCAUGAAGACUUUACCUCAUUAUUUGUGUAUGGAACUUUAAAUAAAAGAAAUGUUAUUUCUACUCCAAAUGCAUUUUUUAUUAAUCCAGGAAAUAAUUGUUAUAUAACAAAGAACAUUUUUGAUUAUUAUAUUCAACCUGAACAUCUAACCAAUGAAAUUUUUGUUGGGUGUUGUCAACCAAAAAGAUUUACAGCUGAUCGACUUGUUGUAGUUGAGAUGAUUGAAAAAGAAUAA
Entamoeba dispar SAW760 is the source of this 537-nucleotide messenger RNA. RefSeq lists its product as uncharacterized. The transcript has a single exon. NCBI's taxonomy places the organism in Eukaryota, Evosea, Mastigamoebida, Endamoebidae. Bases 1 to 537 code for a protein of 178 amino acids. The record is from RefSeq and is a predicted model, not a curated record.